AUGUCAAAUUUGCGACCAGGCAGACAGAAGGACAGAAGAAAAUAUUUUCACCUCAAUAAGCAGUUCGGUAACAAUCGCUUUGCCAUUUCCAUAAAUAUCAGUUCUUACUUUGGAUCUAAACCUAAGCACUACAUACGUAGCCAAUUUGGGGAUAUCUUAUUCAGCUCUGCUCUAGCGCUCCUUUAUUACGACCAUUUAUUAACAUUAGACGCCGAAAUCAAGUUGAUAUGGAAGCGGUCUAGAAACUCUAGUCGAUAUCUAUUCCUCUUCAAUCGCUAUCUUGCGUUCUUCGGGAACAUCGCGGCCGCAUAUCCUGUAUACUCGUCUUCGUUAACAUUAUCGAGUUGCCGCUAUUUGGUGCUCUACCACAGAAUAUUCAUAGCGCUGACGCAAGCUAUAGUCACUGGCAUACUCAUUCUAAGAGUAUGGUUCCUCGUCUGCUUUUUGGGCGUGCUCGCGCUAGGAACCGCUACAAGCAUUAUUUUAGUUACCGUUAAUGGGUUAAAUACUUCAAACCUAACUGGUGGUCCCAAAAUGGCAAUAGGAUGGGAGGGCAUACUUCUUUUAGAUACGAUUCUCUUUGCCUUGACGCUGUGGAAAGGAUAUCACCACCGUCUUCCGAUAGGCACGAAUAGACUAGGGGUCUCACUUUUUGCCGUCGUAGUUAGAGACGGAUCCAUCUACUUUUUCAUUGUGGCAUCCCUCAAUCUUGCAAACAUCAUUUCGUUCUACCGGUUACAAGGCAACUUCUCUAAUUUUGUUGGAUGUAUAUCAGUAACGCUCAUGUCACGCAUGAUGCUCGAUUUACAUGAAGCUGCCGAAAUGGGGAUCUACACAACCAACGCUCAUGCUUUAACCCAAGAUAUCUGGGUCGACAGAGGUUAUGGCCGCUAA
Molecule: messenger RNA, 894 nt
Organism: Lentinula edodes (shiitake mushroom)
Lineage: Eukaryota; Fungi; Basidiomycota; Agaricomycetes; Agaricales; Omphalotaceae
Exons: 16
Coding region: 1-894 (297 amino acids)
Source: RefSeq, a predicted model, not a curated record